CUCAUAGGUGACUGAGAUGGCAUCUUCUCUAAAGGUCCUAGGCCCUCUCCUGGCCCUGCUGUUCCCACUAUGUGGGCUCCUUGUACACAGCCAGAGCCUUUCCUGGAAGGAAUUCAUGAAACAGCAUCACCUGAGCACGAGCUUGGAAUUCAGUGAGUACAGAUGCAAUGAUCUCAUGAGGGAAAGAGAAGCUCUCAGAGGCAAGAACUAUCACAUCUUCAUCUAUACCUUUUGGCACAAAAUAGAGCAUGUAUGCAUCAGGAACUGGAGAGAUCGCUACAGAAAUGUAUAUGUAUGGGCCCAGUAUCCCUUCAAAAUACUCAAGUGCUACCAGAGGAAUAACAAAAACAGCUACAAAGAGCACAGGAGCUACAGCUACAUUGAAUUCCAUUGUGGCAUGAAUGGGUUUGUUGAUAGCAUAGAGGACAUCCGGUUGUUAGAGAUUAUCAGCAACUAGAAUGUCUACCCACACCCCCAGGUUUCUAGUAGAGUGUUCAAUGCUUCCCUAGUGGUGGCCCCUGCCUGUAUCAAUAGCCCUUGCUACUCCUCACUUUGCAUUUAUGGCCAUUGUUUUCCAACUACUUAGAGUUGUGUACCACAUGGUUUCUUGAUAUCAUAACUUUGCCUAUGUUGUUUCUCUGCCUGGAAUAUCCUUCUGUCCUCAUUCACCUCAUUUACUUUUACAUUUUUUUUUAAGAUUCACCUCAUCUGGCAUCUCUUUUUGACUAACCGAGGAAUUUUCCUGCUAUUGACUCUCCUUGUACCCACCCAAGCUGAAUGAUCAUCCUUUCCCUAAAUAAACUAAA
This is a messenger RNA of Ceratotherium simum simum (southern white rhinoceros), 806 nucleotides long. Its product is annotated as epididymal secretory protein E3-beta-like. The record is from RefSeq and is a predicted model, not a curated record. NCBI's taxonomy places the organism in Eukaryota, Metazoa, Chordata, Mammalia, Perissodactyla, Rhinocerotidae.